GUGACGUAGCAACGGGCCCGCGACGCUGCGGCCCUGCUGCAGCUGAGGGCGAUGGACGGAGGUUAACAAUGCUGCUUGAUGUGCUGAAUUCUUCCAGCAAUUUGUUCUUUACUCCAGAUUACAACAUCUGCAGUCUCCAUAUCCUUCUCCUUGGUGAAUGCAAAUGAGAAGGGUUCAUUUAGGAAAUGGCAUCUGAUUUCAAGUAUUUUCUAUAACUCAACAAGUGAAAGGGUUUGGAACUCUGCCUGGUAGGAUGGUGACGACUGAAGACUUCACCAAAUUUAAAUAGUAUUGAGUAACAGGCAAAUGCAGAGGAGAUUCUGGCUGAGCUGACAGAAGCAAACAUAGCUCAGCAUAACGUGACCAUUGUUUAACAAAUAUUCACCAAAUGCCCCAAAACAACGUUGGCAUGGAGCAGGCUGCUCAGGUUCCCACACAAGGUUCCCCGCACAAAACUGGCAUUUUUGAAAAAGAUGGUGAAUUUACUAUGGAGCGGAAAAAGAAGAGAAAAAAGGAGCCAAGGCCAGAGUCAAUUAUAAUCUACCGCACUGGAAGUGAGAAGGUUGAAGAAGAUCAGCAAGAUCCAGAUUCUACAGUCAAAAGCACUGAGGAAAGGACGAACUUUCUGUGUCCUCCAGAUGUAGAAGGUAGCUGGAACUUGCCUGCUGACAGCAGAUAUGUGACCCUAACUGGCACAAUUACCCGGGGAAAGAAGAAAGGACAGAUGGUGGAUAUCCAUGUGACACUGACAGAGAAGGAGCUACAGGAACUAGCCAAGUCCAAGGAGACCCCACAACAGCAGGAAGACAGGAAGAAACAACCAUGUCAGAUUGGACUUUACUGUGGUCCUCAUGUUGUCUUCUGGAGUCUGCUAUGUACUCCAGUGGUCUUUCUGUUGUCUUUUGUCGUCUCUUUUUACUACGGAACCAUCACCUGGUAUAACAUUUUCUUGGUUUACAAUGAAGAACGUACCUUCUGGCAUAAAAUUACAGUUUGCCCCUUUCUAAUUGUUUUUUAUCCAGUCCUGAUUGUGGUAAUUUCAUUGUCCAUCAGUAUAUACACAGCUGUAACACAGAUUUCCUGGUCAUUUGCUGAGUGGUGGCUGUCAGUAAGGGACUUGGAGAAAGGUUUCUGUGGCUGGCUCUCUGGAAAACUUGGACUGGAGGAUUGCUCCCCAUAUAGCAUUGUGGAGCUACUGGAGUCGGACAAUGUGUCAGGUAGCCUAUCGGGAAAACCAGUACCAGCAGAACAAACCUCUGCUGUGUAACCAGGAAAAAGCUGCCCAAGAUUAUUUGAGGAAACAAAGUGAAUGCUGUAUAAUCUCUUCAUUUCUGACUUUCCUUGAAAUUAUCUUUAGAAUACAUGCAUGUAACUAAUACUUGUUUUAAAAUUUGAUCUAUUUAUACAUUUACAAGAUUCAUCUUGUUGAACCACAGUGAGCCCAGUACCUGUAUGUAAUUUCCCUCUUAUAAGAUCAGUGAAACAACCUUAUCUCCCCCAUUCACAACUGCACCUUUCUGAGCAGUAGCUCCUUCACAGUGGCAGGAAGAUACAAAUGAUGGUUCGAGUCAGAUUGAAAAUACUAGGCAUUGAACACUAUUUAUUUAUUUAUUUAAACAUUGAUAGCCUGUAUGAUAAGCUGGGUGCCUACUUUUUUUUAAUAUAGUUUAGGGUAUCUUUUGUACUCACUCUUAAAGUAAAAUUUAAAUGAGCGAUGUUUACUGUAUAAUUCAUAAAAUCUUCUGUCGAUGUUGCAUUAAAGAUGCACAUCUGUGUGUUUGGUACAUGCUCUAAAGGAGACUGAACACCUGUUUUAUUUUGUGUUGAGCUACAUAUAUCAGCAAAAUGAAAAUGGAUGUGUCUAGUAAUAGAUUUUGUAUGAUUUUUCCAAAUGUAAAAGGUAAGCAAUUGCCAUAUCAUUCAUAUACAACCUCAAAGCUGUCAACAUUCACACUUUGGCUUUAAGCAUUUUGGAUCGUUUUUAUACAUUAAAAGCAUUAUAUAUGUAUCAACUUUAAUUCUAUUCAUGUCAUUGCAUAAUCAUGGAACAAAGAUAACAGCAAGUACAUAGAACCCUCAUCCAUACACUGAAAACUUGAUUUGUAUAUAAUUUGAUAAUAUAUCAGAGAAAUUAAAGUUUAGCAUUGUUACCUUUCACCGUACAAGUUGAGUGAUUUUGUAAUGAUAUGUUACUUAUUGCUUGCUAACUUACAGAAACAUGGAAACAGGUGG
Hypanus sabinus (Atlantic stingray) is the source of this 2232-nucleotide messenger RNA. RefSeq names its product transmembrane protein 169b (gene tmem169b). The record is from RefSeq and is a predicted model, not a curated record. Bases 389 to 1267 code for a protein of 292 amino acids. NCBI's taxonomy places the organism in Eukaryota, Metazoa, Chordata, Chondrichthyes, Myliobatiformes, Dasyatidae. The transcript is spliced from 4 exons.